AUGUACUCCACCAGUACACAGAAAAAGGAAUGGACGCUGACGCCGCAACAGAUCAUGGAGCGACGCGAACAAGCGAACCUUCAAUUCCGUUCAAAAUAUUCGGAUGUGAUCGAGGAAGGCGAAGAGGAGAUGUUCUUGAGUGUUCAGGAGGAACUUGGCCUUCAGAGAAUUGUCGAGGAAGCCGCUUUGAAAUUCGCCGACUACUUCCGGCCAUGCCUGUGGCCUUCUGUUAAAUGGACCGCCUAUGCCUACUUCAAACGUCUUUUCCUUAAAUGGUCCGCUUGCGAUACAAGCCCAAAGAUUGUUAUUAUGGCAUGCUUCUAUUUGGCCAUGAAGACUGACGAGUUUUACGUGACAAUUAACGAGUUCGUCGGCAAUUUAACCACUGGAAACCCGAAACAAAACGCCGAUCGCAUACUAGCCCUUGAGCCAGAGAUCAUGAGAGCUCUUGAUUAUAAUCUGACGGUUCAUUGUCCCUACAGACCGUUUGAAGGGCAUUUAAUGGAAAUGAAAACACGAAUGGUUUUGUUGAAUUUCGACCUGGAAAGUAUUCGAGUUGAUUCAAAUAAGUUCUUGCAGAUGUGUCUUCAAACCGACGUUCUUCUAAUGUUCCCACCGUCGCAAAUCGCGCUUGCCGCUCUGAAUUAUGGCCUGAAUGCUCAGGGAAAGUCGAGUGAAGUUAUGCAAGAAUUUCUCAAGAAAUUGUUGGGCGUUGAGGAGGAUGUUUGGGGCGCGUCGGUUCCCGAUGCGUUGACGCAUGUCGAGAAGCUCAUGGCGAGACUUGAAUAUAUUGUGAGCAGCGUCGAACAUGGGCUCAUGCGGUUGACGAUUGAAGAGAAAGGAGGCCUUCAGACGCGCUCAUCGGAAUUGACGAAUUUCAUUGGGAUUUUGGAUAAAAGGCGUCGCGAGAAAUGGCAGGCCGAAGGAGGAAUUGGCAAACCGCCGGGCACCGCCGAUGAGCAGCCCGUCGACUCCGACGACGAAUAA
Molecule: messenger RNA, 987 nt
Organism: Caenorhabditis bovis
Lineage: Eukaryota; Metazoa; Nematoda; Chromadorea; Rhabditida; Rhabditidae
Source: the annotation of a GenBank genome assembly